AUGGAGUUCGCACUGAGGGAGGCCACGUCCGGUUCCAAGCGCGACCGUGAGGGUUCUGCGCUGUCUAGUUCUCACGGGGAGGUGUCGGCUCCAACUCACUCCGGUCCACGCCUAACUGCUCACGCUGAGAACUCGUCAACUGCAGGCGUAACUCUGGAGGAGGAUUCGGACGACGACGAUCCGAUCAUCCCGUCUUCCAAACGUCGGAGGAAGUCUCGUCCGACCGAUACUAAGCCUGCGGCCAAGUCUAAGGCUUCCAAUGCUAAAGAACGUGUACCGGCAGCCGAGCCGUCGUCUCUUCCAGCAGUUGUCGACUUGACUCUCGACCUGUCGGCAGUGCCCAGGUCGAGUCUUGGCGAGUCGUCUGCUGUUCGUCCGUCUUCUCCGCAUCCCUCGGACGCGUCGACUUCGUCAAUGCCCGGGUCGCCGACUCGUUCGCCAGAAGCGUCAGUGGCGUCGCCUGAGCACACCCAAGAAGCUGAAGGGUCAGACGCCGAGCAGGAGCUCGUGGUCCUGGACUACGACUCGCCGUACAAGGCGUCGGUCGUGAUUCAGCCUCGCAAGGAUGGGCGUCCUGUGCGCCCUGCAUCAACUGUAGCUUCACUACAGUCCAAGGUCACGGUUGAGAGCGAAAAGGCGCCAGAUGACGCCGUGCUUGGGUUGCAGAAGGCUUCAGUCCUGCCACCAGCGGAGAUUGACCUGACUGGGGCAGACACGGAUCAACAGUCUGGGAGUCGAGUUGUCCAAGGCUCGUCCAAGGGCAAGUCCAAGCUUACGGCUGUUCCAAGUGGCAAGCCGAAGCAGCGGAUGAAGGUCUCGGCUAAGGUGACGAAGACGCAGCUCAACCAGCUUCCUAAGGCUUCCGCUGCUGCUCCGAAGACUGGGCUGGUUCCGGUUCCUGAAUCAAAGGCUCUGUCGCGUCCCGACCAAGCAGCUGUCGCGACCAAGCGCGCGCAGGCGUCGGACCACGUGAUCCCUGAGACUCUGAGUUUGGAGGGGACUCUCUUGUCGGCACCAUUCGCGUCUCCUGGAGCAGAGCUCUGCUGGAAGAAGAUACUGGAGACUCGGUCCGGGCCUCCCGUCCCUAACAGUACUCUGAUUGAGUGCUCGGUUGACGGCAUCAAGGCAUUCGCUGACUGGACCAACCCCAAUCACCCGCACCAAGAGUUCUUGGCGCAGCUUCCUGAGUGGCCGUGUCUGUUCGACGCUUCGGAUUACAUGCCUGACGUCGUCAUCUCGAUUCGCGCAAGCGUCGAAGAGCUGGCAGUCAAGCUCUGGCGCCAGUUUUGCAGCCGCGCAUUCGGGGCGACCGAGAACUCCGACCUCGGUUUUGCUCUCUACGAACGUGAUCACUGGAUCGCCCCCGCUGCUGUGGAUCGAUGGCUCCGGCGUCUCGGCCGAAAACUCGGUAAGACCCACCCUGUGUACUGUUGUCAAGACUGA
This is a messenger RNA of Phytophthora sojae, 1443 nucleotides long. RefSeq lists its product as hypothetical. The coding region runs from base 1 to 1443 and encodes 480 amino acids. The transcript is spliced from 2 exons. NCBI's taxonomy places the organism in Eukaryota, Oomycota, Peronosporomycetes, Peronosporales, Peronosporaceae. The record is from RefSeq and is a predicted model, not a curated record.